Molecule: messenger RNA, 1689 nt
Organism: Ophidiomyces ophidiicola
Lineage: Eukaryota; Fungi; Ascomycota; Eurotiomycetes; Onygenales; Onygenaceae
Exons: 8
Coding region: 1-1689 (562 amino acids)
Biological process (GO): transmembrane transport
Cellular component (GO): membrane
Molecular function (GO): transmembrane transporter activity
Source: RefSeq, a predicted model, not a curated record
AUGCCUGUCUUCGUGAAUCCGUUCAAGCGAAACGAUCUCCAUGAGUAUCCAGGAGUCCUGAUCCCUCUGGCCCAAGAGCGAAACGUGGAGCCAUCAUCCGCCCUUGACAGAAAGGAUGCCGAUGAGAAUUCCGCCGAGACCGGCUCGGUUCGGAGCUCCCAGAGCGUCUCCAAGCUGACUAUCGAGGCCCUCAGAGCUGAGGUAGAGAGCGACGUAGCUACCAAUGGCCACGAUACUCCCUAUGAUCGCAAAUCAAAGAUCAUUAACCGAGCUAUCCAGGACAUUGGAAUGGGCCGUUACCAAUGGGAAUUGUUCAUUCUAUGCGGCUUUGGUUGGACGGCUGAUAAUCUCUGGCUCCAGGGCGUGGCUCUUACCCUACCCCCUCUUGCCGCAGAAUUCGGUAUCACUGAAUCCCAUGUACGAUUUACAACCUGUUCACUCUUUAUUGGACUGUGUAUUGGUGCGGUGUUCUGGGGAACUGCCUCUGAUAUUAUUGGCCGUCGUCUUGCUUUUAACGUAACACUACUUCUUACUGCGGUAUUUGGUCUGGCUGCUGGAGGUGGCCCAUCAUGGAUCGGUGUUUGUUCCCUGUUUGCAUGCUUAGGGCUGGGAGUUGGAGGAAACCUGCCCGUGGAUGGAGCGUUAUUCCUCGAAUUCCUGCCCUUCGCCUCAGGAAAUCUUCUGACCAUGCUCAGCGUCUGGUGGCCUGUUGGACAGCUUGUUGGAAGUCUUGUGGCAUGGGGAUUUGUGCCCCAAUACUCUUGCAAACCCAACACCCCGUGCCGACGGGAGGACAACAUGGGUUGGCGAUAUCUUGUGCUCACUCUUGGCUCAAUUACUUUCCUCAUGUUUAUUUGCCGAUUCUUCUUGUUUCAUUUGUACGAAUCACCAAAGUACUUACUUUCGCGCGGCCGGCAAGCCGAAGCCGUUGCAACCGUGCAUGCUAUUGCUCACAAGAACAAAGCAAAGACUUGGCUGACUGUGGAAAUCUUGAACGAGAUUGGUGGCAAUCCAGACGAAGAGGCUACUUCUGGAAAGUUAAGUACGGGAGAGGUCAUCAAGAGACAGCUUGUGAAGUUUUCUGGCGAUCGAAUUGCCCCCUUGUUUGCGGAUAGGCGAAUGGCAAUCACAACUCUCUUACUAUGGUUUUGUUGGUCAACCAUUGGUAUGGGAUACCCUCUGUUCAACGCAUUCCUGCCACAAUAUCUUGGAAACCAAGAAGCUACAUCAACAGCCAUCGUGUAUCGCAAUUACGCAAUUACAUCUAUUGUCGGCGUUCCGGGCUCCAUCAUCGCGUGCUACACGGUCGACAUCCCAUAUAUCGGGCGCAAGGGUACCAUGGCAAUUUCGACAUGCAUUACAGGCAUUAUCCUCUUUUGUUUCACAAUCUCGAGGGAGCCCAAUGCUCAGCUCGCCUGCGCCUGUCUUGAAGCCUUCUUCCAAAAUAUCAUGUAUGGUGUCCUCUAUGCAUAUACCCCCGAAGUGUUCCCUGCACCAAAUCGCGGGACAGGAACUGGUAUUGCAAGUUGUUUAAAUCGUAUCUGUGGCCUUUUAGCGCCCAUUGUGGCCAUCUAUGCCGGCAAUGCGAAUCCGAAUGCUCCGGUUUAUGCGAGUGGAGGCUUGUUCUUGGCCGCAUUUGUCGCCAUGUGCUUGUUGCCCAUCGAAACAAGAGGAAAGCAGGCCCUAUAG